Molecule: messenger RNA, 408 nt
Organism: Vombatus ursinus (common wombat)
Lineage: Eukaryota; Metazoa; Chordata; Mammalia; Diprotodontia; Vombatidae
Product: 16 kDa beta-galactoside-binding lectin-like
Exons: 4
Coding region: 1-408 (135 amino acids)
Molecular function (GO): laminin binding; carbohydrate binding
Source: RefSeq, a predicted model, not a curated record
AUGCCCCAAAAUAUGUAUAUUCAAGAAUUGGACCUCCACAAAGGAGUAGUUAUAAGAAUAAAAGGAGAUAUACUGCCUGAUGCAUCAGUAUUUAAAAUUAACCUGGGCAAGAACCAACAUCUGCUUGCCUUUCACUACAAUGCACGCUUCAACUAUUAUGGUCAAUUGAACACAGUCAUCUGCAAUGACCUGACAGAAACCAACUGGGGUACAGAACAAAAGGGAGACAACUUCCCUUAUGUACGAGGGACCACAAUAGAGAUUACCAUAACCUUUGAUGAAAACGGUUUUAGAGUGAGGACGAAUGAGGACUAUACGUUCACUUUCCCCAAUCGCCUUCAGCUUGAAAAACUACAAUUCAUGUCAUUUCAAGGUGACCUCAACGUUAGAAAGGUGGAAUUCCAAUGA